Messenger RNA from Chenopodium quinoa (quinoa), 780 nucleotides. RefSeq lists its product as uncharacterized. NCBI's taxonomy places the organism in Eukaryota, Viridiplantae, Streptophyta, Magnoliopsida, Caryophyllales, Amaranthaceae. The transcript is spliced from 2 exons. Bases 1 to 780 code for a protein of 259 amino acids. The record is from RefSeq and is a predicted model, not a curated record.
AUGGAGAACUUUGUUACCACAACAAAUAACAACAUCCAACAACUACAAGCUCAGAACAAGCUCAUGGAAAAUCAAAUAAUUCAACUUGAUCAUCAAAUUGGCCAAUAUUUGAAAACUCCGGGUGCCUUUUUGGGUCAAACAGAGCAACCACCAAAGGGGUUGGCUCAAGCUAAGUUGGAGAAAAAGUAUGGAAAAUGUCUUGAUAUUUUGAAAAAGCUUCACAUCAACAUUCCAUUCUUAGAUGCAAUAUCCGAGAUGCCAUCUUAUGUAAAAAUUUUAAAGGAUAUGCUCUCUGACAAUAAGAAGAUAGAGGAGAAUGCUACGGUUGCGUUGAAUGCAAUGUGUAGUGCUAAUUUACAAAAUACACUUCCUAAGAAAGUAGGCGAUCCGAUUAGCUACUCAAUUCCAAUGAAGCUUGGGGAUAUAGAGAUUAACAAGGCACUAUGUGAUCUUGGUGCAAGUGUGAGUCUCAUGCCGCUCUCUAUUUGCAAGAAACUUCAAAUUGGUGAACUAAAGCCUAUGCGCAUAUCUCUACAACUUGCGGAUAGGUCGAUUAAAUUUCCUUUGGGUAAACUUGAAGAUGUUCCUCUUCAUGUGGGAAAAUUCUUUAUCCCGUGCGACUUCAUUGUGAUGGAGAUGGAAGAGGAUGCACAUGUCCCCAUCAUUCUUGGUAGACCAUUCUUAGCCACUGCAGGUGCAAUUAUUAAUAUGAAGAAUGGUAAAAUCACUUUUGAGGUUGGCGAUGAGAAAAUGGAGUAUUCACUAUUGAAUGCUAUGUGA